AUGUCUUUAGAAGAAGCAAAACAAUUCGCCGCACGCCGGGCAGUUGAUGAGUAUAUAAAGAAAGAUUGUAUUUUUGGUGUCGGUAGUGGAUCUACAGUUGUUUAUGCGGUGCAACGGCUCGCUGAACGUGUGGAGACUGAAAAGUUGAAGGUGACCUGCAUUCCCACAUCGUUUCAAUCUAAACAGCUGAUCAUCAAACAUAAGCUUACAUUGGGCGAGUUGGAAACUCAUCCGGUAAUUGAUGUCACUAUCGAUGGGGCGGACGAAGUAGACGCCGAGAUGACGCUAAUCAAGGGUGGUGGUGGUUGCUUAUUACAAGAGAAGAUAGUAGCCUCUUGCUCUAAGAAAUUUGUCGUUAUAGCCGACUACACUAAAGAUUCCGUGAAAUUAGGUGAUCGAUACAAAAAAGGUAUUCCAAUAGAAGUUGUACCAAUGGCAUAUGUUCCUGUUCAAAAUAAGAUACAGGCCCUAUAUGGUGGAGAAGUAAAGUUACGCAAAGCUGUUGCUAAGGCUGGACCUGUGGUGACUGACAAUGGUAACUUCAUCCUUGACUGGAUAUUCACCGACCAGGACUUGAGAUGGGACAAAGUCGAUAACCAUUUAAAAAUGAUCCCUGGUGUGGUUGAAACAGGUUUGUUUGUACGUAUGUGUGAAAAGCUUACUUUGGGCAGCCUGAAGGUAACGUAA
Molecule: messenger RNA, 687 nt
Organism: Spodoptera littoralis (African cotton leafworm)
Lineage: Eukaryota; Metazoa; Arthropoda; Insecta; Lepidoptera; Noctuidae
Source: the annotation of a GenBank genome assembly